CCGGGCGAGUCCCCUCAGUACUCGACUGCACACUACAGAGUGAAUUUCGCAGAGCGCAUCUCUACGCAACUUUCUACAAAGCAAAGAGCUUUCAAAUUUUUUUCGAUUCUCGAUCAACGCACACGACAGAGUAGAAGAUCAAAAUGAGAUCACGAAUGUCUAUCAUCCCCAAGUUGGUCUCCCAGAUGUGGGAGCAAAUGGAGCGACCGCACCGGCUCUUCGACCAGCAUUUCGGACUGGGACUGCAUCCGGAUGCCUUCUUCAACUCACCAUCGUUGUUCGAGAGGAGGAUCCCGUACGCAUACAUGAGGCCGUUGACGGAACUCAUGCGGGAAGCAGAAAACGGCUGGUCGGUGAUCAAGGACGACAAGAGCAAAUUCCACGUCGCGCUGGACGUCCAGCAGUUCAAGCCCGAGGAGAUCAACGUUAAGGUUGUCGACAAUUACAUCGUCGUCGAAGGAAAACACGAAGAAAAGCAAGAUGACCACGGCAUUAUUUCGAGGCACUUCGUAAGGAAAUACAUGAUCCCGGAGCAGUGCGAUCCAGAAAAGGCUGCCAGUACUCUAUCUUCGGACGGAGUUUUAACCAUCACUGCGCCUAGGAAGCCGGAAGCCGUUGAAAGUAAGAAAGAAAAGGUUUUGAAAAUUGAGAAGACUGGAAAGCCCGCUCUGGAAAAUAAGGCUGAAGAACAACCACAGAUAGAAAAUAAGAAAAUGGCCCAAAGUCAGUAAAUUCGAGUCACAAAGUUCCAUGCAUCCUUCGCUAAAAGACCGUUUCAUCAUCUCAUUUUUUUAUACUUAAAAGUUAGAUUUUUUGUAGUUGUAAAAAGUCUUAUAAUUUUAUGUUUCCUAAUUAUCUUAUUUGUGAUAUUUGUCAAUUGGAUAAUAUCACUGAGUCAAACAGUAGAACAUAAAAGUGCUGUGCAUAGAAUUAAUAACAUGUACUUUUAAGUGUUGAUUAAAUAAAUAAGAUUUUUUAUAAUAUA
Messenger RNA from Nasonia vitripennis (jewel wasp), 985 nucleotides. Its product is annotated as protein lethal(2)essential for life. Bases 144 to 731 code for a protein of 195 amino acids. The transcript is spliced from 2 exons. Gene Ontology annotation, molecular function: protein folding chaperone. NCBI's taxonomy places the organism in Eukaryota, Metazoa, Arthropoda, Insecta, Hymenoptera, Pteromalidae. Gene Ontology annotation, biological process: response to heat; protein refolding. The record is from RefSeq and is a predicted model, not a curated record.